Messenger RNA from Mesorhabditis belari, 2115 nucleotides. NCBI's taxonomy places the organism in Eukaryota, Metazoa, Nematoda, Chromadorea, Rhabditida, Rhabditidae. The record is from the annotation of a GenBank genome assembly.
AUGCGAGACGAUCAGCAGCCGAUCGUCAAAGAGAUCGGCCUCGGUGGCUUCAGAUAUUUGGUUGAAAAGAACAAAUGGGUGAGAUGUCUCUGGCUUUCGGUGAUUCUUGUCUUCCUCGCAUUGACAACCUACCAGAUCUUUCAACAGAUUCAAAAAUACGCAUCAAAUCCGGUCUCAACGAAUGUCGAGAUCGAAUAUCGAGAGCAAGUCGCUUUCCCGGCGAUCGCCAUUUGCAACAAUAAUCAAUUUCGGCAAAGUUAUCUGCUCGACAAGGAUCUCCAAAACAAGUUAUUCCCAGUCGUGACAACCGCUGCGUUAGACGAUGAUGCCCUAAUAGACGCUGUGACUAGCCCUUACUUUGAACAGGUGAUCACCGCAGCCGCAGAUUGGCCUGCGGUCGAGUUUUUACGCCACGCUACACAUGACAUCAAAACGAUGUUAGCCGGCUGCAUCUUACCGAAUGGAACACGAUGUACCCCAGAGAUGUGGACUCAGUUCUGGACACUCGAUGGCAUCUGUUGGGCACUCAAUUUGGACUUGAACAACACGAUUGAAAUCACCAACUCAGGCAAAAAACACGGUCUCCAGUUGGUGCUGAACGCGGAGAGCUACGAGCGAACGGACACGUGUGGUCGAGUGGCGAACGAUCAGGCCGAGAUCGGAUUUCGGGUGUUAAUCUUCGAUCAAAACGAACGUCCAAUCACAACAUCAGAGGGAAUCGGCGUUUCACCAGGAAUGUCCGUCAAUCUCCCUUUCAAAAUAAAAAAUCGUAAAAAGCUCCCCGGUCCAUCUUGUCAAGUAGCAUCGUCAAGCUCUUCUAUCAAUGAAAUCAACUGUAUGUUGCCCUAUCAAAGAAGAUUACAAGCAAAUCUGAGCGCCGAGAUUGGAGUCCGUUGUCAGCCGGCGUGUGAAUCAACCGAGUAUCUAUCGCAACAAGAAAUCACAUUUCUCCCAAAACAAAUCUUUCCGCUCACCUCCAAUAAAUAUGAUUUAACGAAAAAGAAUCUAAGCGUUCCAAGUAUCGAAAAGCAAUUGAUUCGCGUUGAAGCGGAUGGAAGGCGCGUUUAUAAAAAGAUUCCUCUACAAUGUCAAGAUUCUGCUUAUGUGACUCAAAACUUUACGGACGCAAUAGUGGCAAAGGUUCGUUUCGUUUUGGAAGAGCUCCCGCGCGUCGACUUGCCCACAUUCAAAACGACCCUUCUUCUACUUAGAGCCUACAGAGAGAACAAGAGAAAAUUAGCGUCUCGUGGCUGGCCAUUCGAGGAAAAACUCAAUGAAUCGUAUCCGAUCAUCGAUAUGCUCAUCAAACAAAAUAAUGAGUGCAUCGAUGUGGUGCACAUUUUGAAAAACGAGAGCGAUUCGUUGAAAAAUUUGCGAUCAUUUGACUUUCUUCUUAAAAAGAAACCCUCGGAUGUAGUGAAUUGGGAGCUGCUGAAGAAGUUUGAUCUUGAUUUUCGUUUGACAGAGUAUAUGGCGGAAAGGAUCAAAAAGAAUGAAUUCGCCGAUUUGAUCCACGAUACGGCGUUGGUGCCAUUUUUUCAUGAGGAAUUUCCAAAGUACUGGACCCAACCAAUUAUGGACUUUCUAUGGGAUGCCCGGAAAGCAAUAAAAGACGACGGGAAACAAUUGAUCGAGAUUUUGAUGAAAAAAGUGCCACUUGAAGAGACAAAUCUGACGACGUGUAUUCUCGAGAAACUCCCCGCUUUCAUCGCCACUCAACUCGAGGACUUUCGCUUUCAAUCACAACAACUUGGGAUUGCUUUCGACGCCGUCUUCAAAGAUUAUUUUGGGGAGUUUCGACAAAAAUCUCGUAUCAAUAGCGAUUUUGAGAGAGAAAACAUUGCAAUUGUCAACAUUUAUUUACAAUCGAACGCCGUUGAAACGUGGACUCAAAAUGCUGACUAUACCUUUUGGACGCUAGCCUGCGAUGUUGGAGGAGCACUUGGGCUAUUCCUUGGUGCUUCGGUGGUGACAAUUCUCGAGAUCAUCUAUAUCUUUUAUCAACACUACGAACAUUGGAAACGCCCGGGAAAACAGAAACGAGUCGCUCCCGAUCAACCACUCCCACACAACACACAAGACGUUGAGCUUAAAAUGAAAAAGAAAUCUCAAGAA